This is a messenger RNA of Brassica oleracea var. oleracea, 1626 nucleotides long. RefSeq names its product UDP-galactose/UDP-glucose transporter 5B. Bases 194 to 1225 code for a protein of 343 amino acids. Gene Ontology annotation, molecular function: 3'-phosphoadenosine 5'-phosphosulfate transmembrane transporter activity. The record is from RefSeq and is a predicted model, not a curated record. Gene Ontology annotation, cellular component: Golgi membrane; endoplasmic reticulum membrane. Lineage: Eukaryota; Viridiplantae; Streptophyta; Magnoliopsida; Brassicales; Brassicaceae. The transcript is spliced from 12 exons. Gene Ontology annotation, biological process: transmembrane transport.
UGUGCUUUAGAAAGGAGAGGAGAGGACGGUGGAGCAAAACCGGAUCUAGUCGGAGAUUCGCAGGAGAAUUUUUUUCAGAGGUAGAGACAUAAGUUUCUCCGAUCUGACUAGAUCGGUCGUUGCAUUGUAUCCGUUCCACGUGUUUCAUGUUCUUCAGGAAUAAGUGAGGUUAUUGAGAGGUGGUGGAUGGAACAUGGCUGAGACGGAGACAGCAAAUGGAGUGAAGGAGAACAAACUAUGGAAAGGUGUGUUCGCGGUUUCAGGCAUUAUGUCAACUCUUGUCAUCUAUGGUGUUCUUCAGGAGAAGAUAAUGAGAGUUCCUUAUGGAUUGAACAAAGAGUUCUUUAAGUACUCUUUGUUUCUUGUUUUCUGCAAUCGCCUCACUACUUCAGCUGUUUCUGCUGGUGCUUUACUGGCAAGCAAGAAAGUUUUGGAUCCUGUAGCUCCGGUUUAUAAGUAUUGCCUUAUUUCAGUGACUAACAUCUUAACCAAAACUUGCCAAUAUGAGGCUCUCAAGUAUGUGAGCUUCCCGGUCCAAACUCUAGCAAAAUGUGCCAAAAUGAUACCAGUUAUGGUAUGGGGAACUCUCAUCAUGCAGAAAAAGUACAAGGGAUUUGACUAUCUAGUAGCUUUUCUGGUGACCCUGGGCUGCUCUGUCUUCAUUCUUUUCCCGGCAGGAAAUGAUGUUAGUCCGUUGAAUAAGGGAAGGGAGAAUACUGUCUGGGGUGUUUCCCUUAUGGCUGGUUAUCUUGGGUUUGAUGGCUUUACAAGCACAUUCCAAGACAAACUCUUUAAAGGAUAUAAUAUGGAGAUACAUAACCAAAUAUUCUACACAACACUUUGUUCUUGUGUUCUUAGUUUCACUGGACUUACAUUGCAAGGCCAGUUACUACUAGCUGUAGAUUUUGUUUCUCGGCAUAGAGAUUGUUUAGUGGACAUCGCCCUGCUUUCCACAGUUGCAACAGCGAGCCAGUUCUUCAUUUCUUACACCAAUAGGACAUUUGGUGCUCUAACGUUUGCUGCAAUCAUGACGACGAGACAGCUUGCAAGCAUCGUGCUCUCAUGUAUUUGGUUCACUCAUCCGCUUAGCUGGGAGCAAUGUAUGGGAUCGGUCAUUGUUUUCGGGUCUUUAUACGCGAAAAACUUACUAAACAACAACAAAAGAACAGAAAAGCAACCGCCGCCUCCAGAACUUCCGCAGUAUGAAAAGCCUGAGGGCUCUUAAGACGCUAACCUUUUCAUCAGUCGAUAAAGUAUAGGUUUCAUAUUGUCAGAGACUGCAUUUUUCAUUUUUUUUAUUUAUUUCAUUUAGUUGGAUCCCUUGUAGCCUGUAGGAAUAUAUAUAUAAUAAACAUAAUGCAUAUGUGUUUCGAUGACAUCUGAUGUAGGCACUGAGACAUCGGAUUGGUUCCCAGUAGAAGACUUAUUCAACGGAAAAGAAUUGUUCUAGUUAACAACUAAACAUUAUGAUAAGGUUCUUCUCUUACAUGUGUGUUUUUAAGGUGCUGACGCCGAGGAGUAUCAGUCUUAUAUACAUCACGUGGACCCGUUCUUAAUUUCUAUUCAUACUUGAAUACUUCAAACGAGAGAGAAUCCUUAAGAAAAUUUAUUUAUCAAUUAUGUUGU